CCCAUUUUAUCUUCUAUAUAUAAUCGAGUUUAGGGUAACGGCGGCAAUGCAUCGAAGGCGAAAACUAGGGUUCUAUAUUUUCCCGGAUCAAAACCUAGCGCCUCCAAACCGCCGCCCCCUUCGUCGCCACCGCCACCGCCACCAUGUCGAGAAGGAAGACCAGGGAGACCAAAGAGGAAAAUGUGACACUUGGACCAACAGUUCGAGAAGGAGAGCAUGCGUUUGGUGUGGCUCACAUUUUUGCAUCAUUCAACGAUACUUUCAUUCAUGUUACUGAUUUGUCUGGGAGAGAAACAAUUGUUCGCAUCACUGGUGGCAUGAAGGUUAAAGCUGACAGGGAUGAAUCAUCUCCUUAUGCAGCCAUGCUUGCAGCACAAGAUGUUGCUCAGCGGUGCAAGGAAUUGGGCAUUACUGCUCUUCAUAUUAAGCUUCGAGCCACUGGUGGGAAUAAGACAAAGACUCCUGGACCUGGUGCUCAGUCAGCCCUUAGAGCCUUGGCUCGUUCUGGAAUGAAAAUCGGGCGUAUUGAGGACGUGACCCCCAUCCCCACUGACAGCACGCGCAGAAAGGGUGGGAGAAGAGGGAGGAGGCUGUAACUUAUCUUCACGUCUGUUACAGAGCAGCCACGGCUCUCUACCACUGGCCAGACAAUUCCUCGUAUUUUUGGGUUCAGUUUUGUAGUUUUCUUAAUGUUUAUCAGGAAUGUUGAUUUAUUUGAUGAAUUCAUCAUGAAUCAUCGGAUGAUACCGCUGUGAUUUGUUUAGUAGAUAUUUUGCAUUUUGUUUUAGGAUCAUUGGAGAUGCCGAACACCUUUGCGAACUUGAUCUUAAUGCUUUGCUUCUUGUUAUAAGUUCUUCCAUUUAGCUUUAUCUAGUAUGCAUGGAUUCGGUGAAGCAUAAGCAGAUUAUGAGGUUCAUUAUUUGGAUGUGUUAUUUUGUACGAGGGUUUACCAUUCAGAUUUUUAUUAGUCAGUGGGUUUGCUUAUUAUGUUGCAAAUGUAACUCCUGUGGUACUAAUUUUCUAGUUCUACACUAGUGAGAACUAAAUGUAAUAAUAUCAUUCGGUUUGGACA
Molecule: messenger RNA, 1072 nt
Organism: Phoenix dactylifera (date palm)
Lineage: Eukaryota; Viridiplantae; Streptophyta; Magnoliopsida; Arecales; Arecaceae
Product: small ribosomal subunit protein uS11z
Biological process (GO): translation
Cellular component (GO): ribosome
Molecular function (GO): structural constituent of ribosome
Source: RefSeq, a predicted model, not a curated record